AACUACUAGCGCUUUGAAUUCAAUAAUAUAUAACUAAAUCAAAACAAAGUUCUAAGUACAAAUUUGUAUAUAUUUAUUUGAUAAAAAUACUUGAAAUUUAGCUCAUUUCGCCUUUGAGAAGCCGAAAAUGAAUCAAAAAUUUUGACGAGAGCUGACGAAUCCCGCCGUGUUUAAUUAGGAGUGACAGCUUCAUGCAAGUGGACUUGAGCGUUUUGCUUAGCUUUGUCAGUACAAUUGCUAUUAUAUUCUUGAUCAAAUAGGUUUUAGCCCCCGAGGGUAAAAGUGUGCUCAAAGAUAAUAAAUAUAAUAAGUUGGUCGCUAGUGGACUCUUUAACAAGGUAGACACCGUUCCAAAGGCAGAUUCUCAGGACCUCAAAAGUGGGAGACGUUUGAAAGGCUUUUGGUCAAGGAAAGACAAAGAUGUUUUAAAGAUGUACCAACAUGUGGCAUUCGACCGACAAAAACCAACAUAUGCAUGUUAUCAUAUACCAGGACUGUACUUCCAGACGAGUCGUGUCUAACAAUCUACGGAGCUGUUUCGUCAAGUGCUCUCAAGCAAGGACACUGUAUCGAAAGUCUUGGCUCUCAAAACGAAAAACUGAUCGUCUAAAGAAGACGACGACUUGCCAAGGUUGGAGUGGAAUUACAGCCUGCCAUUCUCGUGAAAUAGCGACAGCUAUCGUGUUGACGCUCUUUAAGAGCGGAUUGAUCGAUUUCGCGAGGAGUGAUGCAUCUGGAACGAGUGGUUCUUUGUCUCUUGUCCGUUUUUGUUUACAGUUCUGAAGGAUUUUUUGAUGUGUCCAAGUCCAAGACUAACCUACAGACUUCCAAGAGACUCUCGACUUUCGACAACUUGAAGGACAAUUCCCCACAUGUGUCUAGUAGGUCACAGCGGAGCGUACGCAAGCGAAAAAAAUCCAGUUACAACUUGCGAAAAGUAACAAUUCCUAAUGCUGAGAAACGUCAAGCGCUCUGCCUCGAUGGUUCUGUAGCAGUGUUUUAUUUAAGUCACAAUCCCUUAUCAAAAAACUGGAUAAUUCAGCUUCAAGCAGGAGGCUCCUGUGGCAGUGUUGAAGCCUGUCGAGAGAGAGCUAAAGGUCGUUAUGGGUCAUCCAAAGACUAUGACUUGUAUAUGACAGGGACUUUUUUAUCGUCAGACGAUCCUAAUGAAAAUCCUACUUUUGCUUCUUGGAAUAAAGUUUAUGUUCCUUAUUGCAGUGGUGAUGUAUUUGUGGGCCGCAGACCCAAAUCUACUCAUCCCUAUGGGUUACAGAUGUUGGGCCAUUACAUCAUUAAAGCAGUGAUGGAACAACUAAUGGCUGAUCAUCAUAUCAAUUCUACGGAAAAUACAAUUCUUUUUGGUGGUGCUUCAGCGGGGGGACUGGGAAUGCUUGCUAAUUUAGAUUAUGUACAAAACAUGCUGUCACCAGCAAAGGUCCGCGGGUUCAAUGAUGGCGGCUGGUUCACGCUGUUUCCGAAUUUUGGAGAAGAGCUGGCCCAAGGUACUCCAUACUUUUUUUCUACUCUCGAAGUGAUGUUUAAUCGCUUAUGGGAUGGAUAUGUGGAUGAAUCCUGUAGAAGCGAGAUGCCAAAGCCUGCUGCCUGUUUGUAUGGAGAACUAGUUGUCAAAUAUUUAAGUACACCAAUUUACGUCAUGGUUGCGCAAUGGGAUUCUUACCAAUUGCAGGAACUUGUGCCGUCGAAAUUCCCAACGGUCAGGCUCCCCCCUGAACUCCCAAGUGAAGCAGAAUAUUUAUCAAAAUUUGGAAAUAACACACAUCGGUCCUUAAGGAGGGUGAGUUUUGUUGAAAAUAACUUUUGGGUUUCCUGUGGAAUGAGAAAACUAGGGAAGAUUCGAGUCAGCGGUAUAACAUAAUGGCUCACGUUCGAAUUCCAUUGAACCGCUGGCCUCGCUCGUGUGACUCAUGUAUGCAGAUACAUUGAAGUUUACCGUGUGUCAAAAUAUAAUAUUUUAAAGCUUUAUUUAGUCAGAAGGUGUGUCGCGGGUUGACAGAUCACAUGAUCAAUAUCUCGUAUUAUGCGAAUGACAAAAUCCCCGACUCACUUACGC
Molecule: messenger RNA, 2071 nt
Organism: Actinia tenebrosa (Australian red waratah sea anemone)
Lineage: Eukaryota; Metazoa; Cnidaria; Anthozoa; Actiniaria; Actiniidae
Molecular function (GO): hydrolase activity
Source: RefSeq, a predicted model, not a curated record